UUUUAAUAUUGACCCGAAAAAAAGAAAUGGGAACACCGAAACCGAACGCUGAGGAGUACAUUUGUUUUACAGAGGACAAACAGUUUACUUUAUCCUCUACACACAGACAGCUGGGCUUGGCCAUGGCUUUAACAGUAUCUCGCACCUUCACCGCUCUCUCUCCACAGCCAUUCAUCCCCGUCGUCAUCUCCCCAAAACCCACCGUCCGGCCGGCUAAGCUCAUUCUCUGCACCAACAACGACGGAGACGUUAAUCGUACGCCCAACUCCAAAAGGAGAACAGCUAAUAACAGUAAACAGCCCAUGAGCAGCAGCCCUAGGAAAAAGCCCUCGUCGUACGGCGCCUCGAGGCGGUCCGUUUUGAAGAAAAGCUUCAGCCAGGAGCAAGUGACGUUCACGGGGCCGCUCUCGGCCGACCCCUCCGUCGGGAUUAUCGGUGGUGGGAUGUCCGGCCUCGUGUGCGCGCUUUAUCUGGAGAAGAGAGGCAUCAAAUCCACUGUAUUUGACACGGGAUUUCACGGGUUAGGAGGAAGAAUGGGAACUAGGAUUAUUGAUCCUCAGGCCUUGACUUUUGACCAUGCAGCCCAGUUCUUCACGGUUACUGACCCUGAUUUUGCUGAGAUGGUCAACCUAUGGUCUCAGAAGGGUCUUGUUCGUCAGUGGCAUGGCGCAAUUGGAGAGCUUGAAGCUGGUGGACUUAUUGACCUGCUUCCUCCUUCGCCUCCAAGAUACAUAGGAGUUAACGGGAUGCGCCCUCUUGCCGAAUCCAUACUAUCUGAGACUUCCUUGGUUAAUGUGGUGCGACCUUGCUGGGUUAGUAAACUGGACCCGUAUAAUGGGAUGUGGUACUUGAGUGAGAAGGGAAAGCCUUGUGGCCACUUUGAUUUAAUUGUUAUUGCACAUAAUGAUUUCGAAAUGAUUCAAAUUGCAGAAAGUUUACUGGGAAAAUGUGCAAAUCGACUACUUGCUUCAUCCGGGUUACCCCUAAUUGCCAGACAAAUGAAGAGGCUCGAUUUGAGUUCUAUAUGGGCUCUUUUGGCAGCAUUCAAUGAUCCCCUUCCUGUCCCCUUGGAAGGAGCCUUUGUUGAAGGAAUCGAUUCUCUCUCAUGGAUGGCGAAUAACACUGCCAAACUCUCUGGUCCGCAAACCGGUGGACCCCAUUGUUGGACCUUCCUCAGCACAGCAGGUUUUGGAAAGAAUAAUAAAGUUCCCCAGGAAAGUAUUCCUUCUAGUACAGCAGAAAAGGUGAAGGAAUCCAUGCUCGAAGGCGUUGAGAUUGCCCUGGGACUACAAAAGAACUCACUUGAAAAGCCUUUCUACAGUCGAGUACAAUUAUGGGGUGCAGCUCUUCCCACAAAUUCACCUAAGAUUCCCUGUAUUUUCGAUCCUCAUGGACGAGCUGGCAUAUGUGGUGAUUGGCUAUCGGGAUCAAGUUUAGAAGCUGCAGCCUUAAGUGGCAUGGCUCUCGCUAAUCAUAUUGCAGAUUAUGUCCAAAGUGGUGGAACUAGGCCAGAUGAUUUUGCUAUAGGCCUGCUCAAUGAAUUUCAACCACUCGAAGGACAUGAUAUUGGACAGUUUCCUGGAUUGAAGUGUGAAAAAGUGACGAACAAGACUCACGAUUUGCAAGUUACCGCUUAAAUCUGCAUCCCGUUACACAUUUUUCGGAGCUAUUUUGCAAGCUUCUUGUUCAUAACUCAUAAGCUGUCUCAGGUUAGAUUAUAUCUUGUAUCCGAAGGAAAUGGGGAUAAAAGGCAAAUAAACGAGACAAGCGGAGGGGAAAAAACGGUGCUUUUGUGGGUCUCUUUUCACCGUGUGAUAGGUAUGUUCUUUCCUUGGCACUUUUUUUUUUUGUUUUUUGUUCGCGAUUACUUGAUCCUGGAGAAAGUUAAAGGCUCAGACUUUUCCUUCUCUUUUGUAUAUACAAGGAAAGUACCGUAGUAUUGAACUAUAAAUACUGGAAUUUUCUGAGUCCCAUUUUGAGUUGGUCCCGGAGUUUUUACAUCAAAAGGUCAUUAUUUCGAAUUUUACUCAGCAACCCAAAAGUUUACUAAUAUUGGAAGUUAGGGUGCUUUUAGAAACUCUCCUUGGCAUCUUGGUACGAGGCUAAGUAUAAGACUUUACUAAGUACAGUAUGUUGAAGGUGAUGGAUAUUGUUCAUAUGCAUGUAGUUUUUAUUUCUCUUUAUUUUUUUUUUAUGUUUCCUUUUGCCCAAUCUAAGUUCACUGUAAACAAUACUUAAAUUGUGUUAGUAAUUCCUUAGUCCAAUCAAAACGUUAUUACCUAGUGUUUUGUCGAACUAAUCGUCAACAAAAAUACUUAGCCUGGAUUUGCUCAAGGCUGGAGUCCUCUAACAACCCUCUUUUGAUCUUUCAAGAAUGAAAACUUCAUAGUAAUACUGUAAUAGACUGACUAAUAGUUGCGUUAAAAUUUUUGGUGUGUUUUUAGUUUAUGUUUGAUGUAUGCACCAUAGCAAGCGCACUAUGACGAGCGUGAUAGAAGUUCUCCUAACUUUAUGAUAUUAGAUUUUAAAUGAAUAUAUUAUUUUAUUAGGUAAAUUUGAAACUUCAUAACGACUUAGACUGUGUUUGGUAAGCCA
Striga asiatica is the source of this 2595-nucleotide messenger RNA. Lineage: Eukaryota; Viridiplantae; Streptophyta; Magnoliopsida; Lamiales; Orobanchaceae. The record is from the annotation of a GenBank genome assembly.